Balearica regulorum gibbericeps (East African grey crowned-crane) is the source of this 10656-nucleotide messenger RNA. The record is from RefSeq and is a predicted model, not a curated record. NCBI's taxonomy places the organism in Eukaryota, Metazoa, Chordata, Aves, Gruiformes, Gruidae.
AUGCCACCCCACGGAGGGGUGCUUGUGGGUCUCUGGCUGCUGCUGGCCCCCAGUCUCGCCGAGCCCCCCCCCAGCACAGGGGGGGCCACCCUCGCCUUUGUCUUCGACAUCACUGGCUCCAUGUAUGACGACCUCGUGCAGGUGAUGGACGGGGCCUCACGCAUCCUGGAGCGGACGCUCAGCAGGAGCAUGAAGCCCAUCAGCAACUACGCGCUGGUCCCCUUCCACGACCCAGAGGUGGGACCCGCCACCCUCACUGCGGACCCCCGGCUCUUCCAGCGGCGCCUGCAGGAGCUCCGUGUCCAGGGCGGAGGGGACUGCCCCGAGAUGAGCGUGGGAGCCAUCAGGCUGGCUGUGGAGGUCUCGCACCCCGGCUCCUUUGUCUACGUCUUCUCGGAUGCUCGGGCCAAGGACUACAAGGAGCAGGAGGAGCUGCUGCGGCUGUUGCAGCAGAAGCAGACGCAGGUGGUGUUCGUGCUGACGGGGGACUGCGGAGACAGGAGCCACCCCGGGUACCGUGUGUACGAGCGCAUUGCGGCCACCAGCUCUGGGCAGAUCUUCCACCUGGACAAGCAGCAGGUGACAGAGGUGCUGAAGUGGGUGGAGGAGGCCAUCCAGGCCUCCAAAGUCCACUUACUGUCCACGGACCACGAGGACGGUGGGGAGCACACGUGGCCCGUCCCGUUCGACCCAAGCCUGAAGGAGGUCACCAUCUCCCUGAGCGGCCCUGCCCCGGGGAUCGAGGUCCGGGAUCCAGCAGGAAAGGUCCUUGAGAAAGGCCAAGGUCUGAAGGAACUGCUCAGCAUCCCCAACUCAGCCAUGGUGGUGGCUGUGGAGCCCCACAAGCCAGGAACGUGGUCGGUCACGACCCAGAGCAGCGGCCGCCACUCGCUGAGGAUCACGGGCAUCAGCAACAUUAAUUUUCAAGCCAGCUUCUCCACUCAGCCGGACUUUGAUGCCAGCCAGCAUGGGGAGCGGCCAGUGCAGGGUCUGCCCAUCUCCAUAGUGGUGAACUGCACCGGUCUGAAGCCGCCUGGACACUUGCAGGAGAUCGAGCUCUUCAACACCUCCGGCCGUGCCAUCCUCUCGCUCCCUGCACGGCCCCUCUCCAACACCUCCUCGGAGCACCUCUGGGUGAGCUCACCACUCCGCGUCCCCCCGGGCGACUUUCUGCUGAAGGUGAAGGGCAAAGAUGCCCAGGGCCACCCCCUGCACCGCCUCUCCGGGGUCACCUACACCAGCAUAGUCCCUGGUCUACCCAAAAUGAACAUCUCCAGCAAGAUCCAGGCUUACAACCGUGAGCCGCAGCUGAUCUCCUGCUCCGCACAGAGCGAGGUCCCUUUCCGCCUGCAGCUCAGCCGGGGUAGGAUGAAGCUUGGGGAAGAGCAGCUCUUCAGGCACUGGGGGAACAUCAGCUGGUUGAUCCCUGCGGUGUCCAAGAAUGAUGAGGGGUUUUAUGAGUGCACAGCCACGAGCAAGGUUGGGGUGACACGGGCUCGCACCUACGUCUCUGUCUCAGAGCCACCGCCGCGUCUCAUAGCCCCAGGCAACAUCACGGCUUCACUGGGCCAGGACGUGGUCAUGUCCUGCCCGGUUCUGAGCGAUGUGCACUACAACCUGACGUGGAGCUGGGAUGGGAAGGUGGCAUGGCCAGCGAACAGCCGGACCAGGCUGCUGCAGAACCGCUCGCUGGAGAUCAGCCGCGUGCAGCUGGGGGACGAGGGUCUCUACGAGUGUGUGGCACGCAGCGCCCACGGCACCGCCGCUGCCUCCCUGUGGCUCUUUAUCCAGGAGGCGCCGUGGGUGAAGGUCGACACCAGCCCCCAGCGUUUCAGCAGGGGCCAGGAACUGCGGCUGAACUGCACGGUCGGGGGCCACCCCCUGCCCCACGUCACCUGGAAGCGCUGGGGCUGGGCGCUGGAGCAGGACAAGAGGGUUUUCACGGAUGCUCAGGGCACCCUGCACAUCAGGGCUGCCACCCCAGAGGAUGCGGGGAAUUACAGCUGCCACGCCAGCAGUGUGCUGGGCUGGGACGAGCAAGCCGUCACCCUGGAGUUCACCGAGCCUCCCGCCAUCCUGGCAGUGACGCCCAGCCUGAAGGCGCUGGUGGGAGAAGACGUGACCCUGGAGUGCUGGGUUUCGGGGGUGCCCCCACCCCGCAUUGUGUGGUACAAAGGGGGUCUCGGGGCAGGUGAGCAGGUGGUGGCGGCGUUCCCACCCGGCACCCAGCGUGCCAUCCUGCGGCUGCAGGCAGUGCGGGAGGAGGAUGCGGGGCGGUAUGUCUGCAAGGCUCUCAGCGAUGCCGACGUCACCUUUGACAGCACCGUGCUGGAUGUGGGGUCUGCCCCUCACUUUCCCGAGCCCCUGGGGGAUGUGGCGGUCGAGGUCGGGGAGAGCAUCAGCCUGCUGUGCCGUGCCGAGGGCUCUCCCCCACCACGGGUCACCUGGUCCCGGCAGGACAGGAAGCCCGUGACGGGGUGGCAUGGGCCGCAUGGUGUUUCCAGCCAGCUGGAGGCUGCCGAGCUCCUCAUCGACAGUGCCUCGCAGGAUGACCAAGCCGUCUACAUCUGUGAAGCUCAGAACGAGUUUGGGAAAAUCCAAGCAGAGGUCAAGCUUGCAGUCACUGGACACGCAGCCCCAGAAAUAGCUCUUGCAUCCCCUGUGGUCCACACGCUCCCAGGUCAGCCUGUGUCGCUGCCCUGCGUGAUCCUCGCCGGGAGGCCGUUCCCAGCCCGUCGCUGGCUGAAGGACGGGCAGCUGGUAGCCCUGAGCGGCCGCUACUCUGUCCGGGCAGACGGGAGCCUGCAUGUGGACCAGGCAUCGCAGGGGGAUGCGGGGAGGUACACCUGCGAGGUGACCAAUGCCUUCGGCUCGCACAGGCAGGACACGUCCCUGGUCGUCCACGUUCCUCCCAGCAUUGAGCUUGGCCCUGUCCUUGUCACUGCCACCGAGGGAGCGGCCGUUGCCCUGCGGUGCAAUGCCACCGGUGUGCCCCCCCCUACUGUAACCUGGACAAAGGGCACAGAGCCCGUCUCACCGAGCCUACGCUACCACCUCAAUCCCAAUGGGACCCUCCUGAUCCCUUCACCUUCCCCUGGGGAUGCUGGGACCUACUUCUGCACAGCUACCAACACAGCAGGCUUCUCCAGCCGGGAGAUGCAGCUCUCCGUCAGCACAAAGCCCAGGAUCAGCGUGAACGGAUCGCAGGCAUCGGACCCUGUAACUGUCCUGGCCGUGCUUGGGCAGGAGACCACCCUGCCCUGCGAGGUUCAGGGCUCUCCCCCUCCCUUGGUGGUGUGGACCCAGGAGUCCCAGCCGCUGCCUCUUUCCACCGCAAGGUACAGCGUCCUCCCUUCUGGGUCCCUCCGGCUGGCCAAGCCCCAGGUGAUGGACGCUGGUCUCUACACCUGCACAGCUAUGAACGCUGCAGGGAACGCCUCACUCAGCUACAGCCUGCAUGUCCAAGUUCCCCCCCAGCUGCUGAUCGGUGAUGGGGAAAGCCAUCUGACGGCCGUCGCCAAUAACUCCCUGAGGAUUCACUGUCGUGCCAUGGGCAUGCCCACACCCCAGAUCCAGUGGCUGAAGGAUGGGCACCCGCUGAGUGAGCAGGACGGUGUGGUGGUGUCCGAGGAUGGUGGGACCCUGCUGAUCAUCCGUGUGGGACUCGGCCAUGAAGGGGUCUAUGUCUGCCAGGGCAGCAACUGGGCAGGGGUGGCCCAGGCGGAGGUGCAGGUUUCAGUGCAAACUUCAAGGGAUAUGAUGAUGAAGGUGCUGGUGCCUCCAAACAUCGAACCCAGUGUGGUGGACCUGGCCGUCCUGGAGAACAGCACAGUGUCCCUGGAGUGCCUGGCCUCAGGACUGCCUGCUCCCGACAUCGCCUGGUACAAGGGGCAUGAGCAGCUCUCGGCCGGGCUGGGUCGGACCCUGUCCAGGGAUGGGAAGCACCUGGAGAUCCGGCAUGCCCAGCUCUCCGAUGCCGGCAGCUACCGCUGUGUGGCCUCCAACGUGGCCGGUGUCACCGAGCGCUGGUACAGCCUGCAGGUGAAUGUGCCCCCGUCCUUUUCCUCGGCAGAGCCCACUGCCGUGUCUGUGCUGGAGGGGCAGUCUGUCAGGAUGGCCUGUGAGUGCCGUGGGAUCCCGUUCCCCUCCCUGAGCUGGCGGAAGGAUGGCAAGCCACUCUCUGCCCAGCCCGGGAGCCCAAAGCUGGUGUCCACGGGAGGGAGCAUGCUGUACAUCGAGAAGGUACGGCUGGUGGACAAGGGGACGUACACAUGCGAGUGCAGGAAGGCUGCUGGCAGCAGCAGCAAGGAGCAUCGCCUGGAGGUGCAUGUGCUGCCGAGGAUCCAGGGCAGCAGCAAAGCCCCAAGGAAGGUUUCUGUCAUCAAGGCUGGCGAGACGGUUUUGGAGUGCGAGGCCUUGGGGACGCCGCUGCCCACGGUGACGUGGGUGAAGGAUGGGCAGCCCGUGGCCGGUGGGGAUGGGCUCCUGCUUACGGAGCAGGGGAGGCGGCUGCGCAUCCCCAAGGCGGAGGUGGCCCAUGCAGGACGCUACGCUUGCCUGGUGUCAAAUGCGGCAGGGCAGGAGCGGAGAGAGUUUGACGUUACAGUGCAUGUUCCUCCUGAGUUCAUUCAAGGAUCAGGAUCGACAACCAACGUCAGCGUGUCUCUGCGUGGAGCCCUGACGCUGACCUGCGAGGCCACCGGCAUUCCCCUACCCACAGUCACCUGGUACUGGAAUGGAUCUUCCGUCACCCCCAGUGAGAACACGCGUGUGCUUUCAGGGGGCUGGGUGCUGAGGGUCAACCGUGCACGAGCCCAGGAUGGUGGCCACUAUUCCUGCCUGGCCAGCAACAUAGCUGGGGAGGCCAGGAGGCAUUUCCACGUGGAGGUCCUAGUUCCUCCCCACAUUGAGAAUGCAGAUGAAGAAGAGACCAUCAAAGUGCCUGAGGGUCACCCUGUCACCUGGUCCUGCCUGGCUGCGGGCAACCCCCAGCCUAAGAUCACCUGGCUGAAAGAUGGCCACCCUCUGCCCAUCAAAGACAUGUUCUCCAUCUCCCCUGAUGGCUCCGUGCUCCACAUCCCCCGAGCCUCCCUGUCUGACGCUGGCCGCUAUUCCUGCGUGGCCUUCAACUCUGUGGCGAAUCAAACCAAGCACUACCUGCUAGAUGUUUCAGCCAGUCCUACCUUUGCUGGAGAUGUGCAUGAUGCUGCCACAGAAGAAGUCACAGUGAUCAUCAACAAUCCCAUCUCCCUGGUCUGUGAGGCUCUGGCCUACUCAUCUCCCAACAUCACCUGGCUCAAGGACGAGGUUCCUCUCAAAGCAUCUAGAAACAUCUACCUGCUCCCUGGUGGCCACGGGCUGCAGAUCCUGAAUGCCCAGGAAGAGGAUGCAGGCACGUACAGCUGCAUCGUGGACAACGAAGCAGGGGAGGCUGUGAAGAACUAUGCCGUGAAGGUCCUGGUUCCUCCUUGGAUUGCCAGAGAUGACCCUUUGGGGGAAUUUGCCAUGAAAGAGGUGAAAACCAGGGUCAACAGCACGGUGACACUGGAGUGCGAGACCUGGGCUGUGCCCCAACCAACUAUCCGGUGGUACAAGGACAAGCAGCUCCUGGAAAGCACUGGUCACCUCCAGAUCCUCAGCGAGGGGCAGAUCCUUCAGAUCAAACCAGCCAGUGUCUCUGAUUCAGGGCAUUACACCUGUGUGGCCACCAAUGCCGUGGGUGAAGAUGACAGGGACUUCAUUGUGCAUGUCCAAGUGCCACCCCUCUUCCAGCAGCAGACAAGCCCCAACGAAGCCCUCGCAACCUUCUACCGGGAGGAAGACCAGGACGGGGAGGUGACGGAGCACCGACAGGCUGUCCUCAACCAGCCCACCGCGCUCUACUGCGACACCAAUGCGAUCCCACCUCCCCGGCUCACCUGGUACAAGGACGGGGAGCGUCUCUCCCCUGGUCCAGGGGUGCUGAUGCUGCUAGGCACAGCGAGGUGGGAGGGGAGGUUGGAGGGGACCCUCCAAUCCCUUGCUGCGGGCAGGUACACCUGUGAGGCGGCCAACGCGGCAGGACAGGACCGUCUGCACUACGAGCUGGAGGUGCUGAGUGAGUACGGGCCGCCCCGGGCAUGCACGGAUGACCUGGCUGAGGAGAUGAUGGCCACCGUCAACGGCACCGUCCGCUUCAAGUGUGAAGCCAUCGGACACCCAGUGCCCACGGUGUCCUGGCUCUGGAAUGACGUCCCCGUUGUUGCCGGCCCACGGCACCAGCUCCUGGAGGGUGGCACGGUCCUGCAGGUGGCCGCGGUGGAGGCCGGUGACACUGGCAGCUACACGUGUGUGGCUGAGAACCCAGCCGGGUCAGCCGAGAAGCGCUUUGCCCUCGCUGUGCAGGAAGCACCCCGGAUCACGGGUCCAAACCCCGAAAGCAUUGAUGGCAUCGUCAACGGCAGCAUCUCGCUGGCAUGUGAUGUCCAAUCCCACCCCACUGCAGAUAUUACCUGGUACAAGGAUGGCCAUGUCCUGCGGCUUGGUGAGGAGGGGACGGUGACCCCAGGCUCACGGGUGCUGCAGGUCCCUCACCUGCAGCUUUCCAGCUCGGGCACGUACACGUGUGUGGUGCUGAAUGUGGCCAGCCGGGAUGAGAAGCGCUUCAUCCUCACUGUCCACGAGCCCCCGGGCACCCAGGACCCGCAGCAGGAGAUGCUGGAUGCUGACGUGGGGAGCCCUCUUGUCCUGACCUGCCAAGUCGGCGGUGUGCCUGCGCCCGUUGUCACCUGGCUGAAGGACGGCAGCCUGCUGGAGAGCAGCCCGGAGCAGGGCCUGGUGUCUGCGGGGGGGCAGCUCCAGCUCAGCCCCCUGCAGCCCUUCCAUCAGGGCCGAUACACUUGCCUGGCGCAGGGCCCGGGCGCCGAGACACGCAAGGACUUCGUGGUGCUGGUGCGAGUGGCACCCCGGAUCGCCAGCGUGGGGGUCCCCAGCGAGUACAGUGUGCUGGAGGGCAAAGGGGUGAGGCUGGAGUGCCGGGCGGAGGGGCAGCCCACCCCUGAGAUCUCCUGGCUGAAGGAUGGGCAGCCCCUGGGGCUGCAGCCCCCUUCACGCACCCGGAUGUCCCCAGACGGCAGCUCCCUGCUCCUUGAGGGGCUCCAACCUGCCGACUCAGGGGUGUACAGCUGCCUGGCCCGAAACAGCGCAGGCGAAGAUGUGCGGCUGCACACGCUGAGCGUGCUGGUCCCCCCUGCCAUCGAAAGAGGUGCUGACGACUCGGAGGUGGUCCGUGGUGUCCUGUCCGCAGCAGUAACACUGGAGUGCUGGGCACGGGGGUCCCCUCCACUGCACGUGAGCUGGCUGAAGGACGGGCUGCCCCUGCGCCUGUCUCCCCGUGUCACCCUUUGCUCAGCUGGGCACAUCCUCCGGAUCUCCCAGGCACAGCUCUCCGAUGCCGGGCUCUACACCUGCGUCGUCUCCAGCCCGGCGGGGGUGGCCGAUCGCAACUUUGUUCUGCAGAUACGGGUGCCCCCCGUCCUGGAGAGCUCGGAGAGCAGUGAGGAGCAGAUGGUGGCCAAGGGCUCCAGUGUCACCUUCACCUGCGAAGCUGCUGGCCCAUGGCUGACCCUGGAAGCUGUGGGGCCAACUGACACAGGGGUGUACUCCUGCCUGGUGGCCAACGAGGUGGGGGAGACCAGCAAAGCCUUCCACAUCCUGGUGAUGGAGCAACCCCACGUUGAGGCUGCACCCCAGCCCACUGAGAUGUCCAUCGCCGUGGGCACCCCACUAGAGCUGACGUGUGUGGUGACGGGUGUCCCCAUGCCCGCUGUCACAUGGGAGAAGGACGGACGGCUGCUGGCAGGGCCCUGGCUCAUGUCAGGGAAUGAGAGCACCCUCCACAUUGAAAGCACAAAGAUGGCUGACGCUGGCUUGUACACCUGCCUGGCCACUAGCCCUGCCGGGGAGGAUAGUAGGAGUUUCCACAUCAGCAUCCAAGCACCUCUCAGCAUCACGAGCGUUGCAGAGACCCCCAGCAUCACCGCUGUGGUGGGAGGGGAGCUCAUCCUGGAGUGCCCUGGGGAUGCUGUGCAACCCCCCCACAUUGAGUGGUACCGGGAGGGCUCCCUGCUGCAGUACAGCUGCAGGGCCACCAACGUGCGGGGGGACACCAGCCCGCGCGUCCAGGUGGAGGUUCUCGUGGCCCCGGAGAUCCAGCCGGGCCCCGAGGAGGCAAGGGUGCUGCUGAACGGCUCGGCAGUGAAGGGCUCUGCAGUCCUGCCUUGCCAGGCGGAGGGGUGGCCCGUGCCCCGGGUGAUGUGGCAGAAGGAUGGCCGUCUCCUGCAUCUCCGUGGGAGCAACAGGUAUGAGCUCCUGCCAGGUGGCUCCCUGCAAAUCAAACCUGUUCAGGUCCAGGAUUCGGGCUAUUACCUCUGCAUGGCAUCCAGCCCUGCUGGCUCUGACCGGCGAGGCCUGGACCUCCGCGUCCUGGUCCCUCCCGCCAUCACCCCCGGGCCCUCCAACCUCACCCUGCUGGCUCAGCAGCCGGCCACGCUGGGCUGCGACGCCUGGGGAUCCCCUGAGCCCCACGUCAGGUGGGAGAAGGAUGGCCACCCCCUGAACCCACACCUCCUGCCCAGUACCUACAGCUUGCAGUCCUCGGGGUCGCUGCUCAUCACCAGCCCCAGUCCCCGGGAUGAGGGGCAGUUCGAGUGCAUUGCCACCAAUGCCGCCGGAGAGGCACGCAAGGUCUUCCUUGUGUCCAUCCACGUGCCCCCCACUAUUGCUGAUGACCUUACAGAUGUGGUUGUCAACCGGUUGUCUCCCGCGGUCCUCACCUGCUAUGCCUCUGGCGUGCCCCCACCCACGGUAUUGUGGAGCAAGGAGGGGGCUCAGCUGGGCAGCCGAGGAGGGGGCUACCGCGUCCUGCCCACAGGGGCCCUGGAGAUCAGGCAGGUGCUGCCUGCACAUGCCGGCCACUACACCUGCACAGCGAGGAGUGCUGCUGGCACAGCCCAAAAACACCUCCGGCUUGCGGUGCACGAGCCCCCUGCCUUGAAGCCCCUGCCUGGCAUGGUGAUGGUGAUGGUCAACACCAGCACGGUGCUGUCCUGUGAGGCAACCGGGGUCCCCCGGCCAGAGCUCACCUGGCAGAAGGACGGUGUCAGCAUCACCAGAGACGGCGUGUUGGGGCAGAGCGGCCAGAGCACCCUGCGGCGGGAGGCAGCCACCCACUCCGACAGCGGGACUUACAUUUGCCAUGCUGAGAACAGCGCUGGUGCCAUCAGGACCGCCGCCUUUGUCUCGGUCAGAGGGCACUACCGGUGCGUGGCAGAGAAUGAUGCAGGCACAGCGGCAAAGGUUGUCACCCUGGCCCUGCAGAGGGAGCCGCGCCGGGUACGGGGCAGCCUGGUUGGCAUCAUCAACACCCACGAGCUCGGCGUCGCUACCCUUGAUGCCAACGUGCUGGAAGACCCACACUCCGGCACUGCCACCAUCCGGAGCAGCACCAGCAGCAUCCCACCCGCUGUUGUGUUUGCCUUCAUGGCCCCCGUGUACUGGUCCUUGGCGCACGCCACGGGGGAGGCCUGGAGCGGGUUCCUGCUCACCCGGGGAACCUUCCGGCACGAGUCGCAGCUGGAGUUUGCCACAGGUGAGGGAUGCCGGGAGCCCCCAGGCGACUUCAACGAGCGCUAUGUGCAGACGGGCGUGGGGCAGCUUUCGGGGGACUCGGUGCAGAGCUUCCUGCUGGACAGGCGCAUCGCUCGUGCCCGCUGCAAUCACACCAUCGUGUACGACCCCCCCGUGGGCCCACAGCCCCCCUGGGUGCAGCAUGUCCGGGCCAGAGCUGUCAAAGCCUCCUACGACCCAACCUCGGAGGAGCUCCGCUUCCAGCUCCGCACCUCACUUGAUGCAGGGGCUGACAGAGAACGGUGCCCACCGGGAUUCACCCUGGGCCCUCAGCGGCUGUACUGCAUUGAUGUUGACGAAUGCGCCGAGGGGUCGCACGCCUGCCGCUACAACCAGCUCUGCCAGAACACCGCAGGGACGUAUCGCUGCGCCUGCCCUCCCGGCUAUCGCUCGCUGGGUGCUGGCUGGCCGUGCUUGGAUGUAAACGAAUGUCUGCAGUUUCCUCCACCAUGUGCCUUCGAGUGCCGCAACCUGCGGGGCUCCUACGAGUGCCUGUGCCCCCCUGGCAGGACCCUGCUGCCGGGCGGAGAGUGUGGCACAGCAGAGGUGGAUGGAGGGGGCACAAGGAGCAGCACCCCCCGGGACCCCCCCCUGCGCUGGCUGGGGCCGAAUAGCCACCCACGGGGAAGGUCCUUCUACACCCAGCUCUCCCUCCGCCGCGUGGCGAAGGCUGCAGGGCUGGGUGCCCGGGGCUCUCCCUGCCCCACCGGCUUCGUCAAGAGGAACGGCACCUGCACCGACCUUGACGAGUGCCGGAUGCUGAACCAGUGCCAGCACGAGUGCAGGAACAGCCCGGGCAGCUACCGCUGCGUCUGUCCCCCCGGCUACCGGCUGCUGCCCAACGGGAAGACAUGCCACGAUGUUGAUGAGUGUGCCGAGGGCAUGAUCCAGUGUGGCUCCAGCCAGAUGUGCUUCAACACCCGCGGAGGUGCCCAGUGCAUGGACGCGCCAUGCCCAGCCGGGUACCGGAGAGGCUCCAGCCCUGGGUGA